UAUCACAGGUGUCAAGGUGGUUAGAGCCUGAAAAUUGAAACGUAGGAGCCGUGUUUAAAAUCAGUGGAGUGGGAGCAUACGGCUUCACAGGAAAUUGCUACUCGUCCUUCUCCUAUUGCAUGCAAUCUCCCUCUUCUCUCUCUCUCUCACUCUCCAAAACGGAUUCUUUACUCUUUCUGUCUUUUCGUUUCUCUCUCAUCUAAACUCUCUCCUCGAAUAUCUCCUUUCUCUCUCUUUAACUUCCACCAUUUCCUCUCUGUAAGUUCACUACUCUCUCUCUCAAACUCCAUCAUUUGUUUAAAACAACUUCUUGUUUCGAUACUAUCUAUGUGGCCUCUGUGACCCUCAAGUCAUCGCCAUUUUAGACUUUCUCCUAAAUAAAAAGAAAUAAUUGAUUUAUUGUUAUUAUACAGGCUCUGCGUUUCUUAUACGGUAAUUUAGCUUCACUUUCUUUCUCCUUAGGCCUUGUUUUUCGAGAUUUAUGAUUUCGGUUGUGAUUUUCCAUCGAUUGCGAGUUAAUAUGGUCCAGUGUGGUUUCCUGUAACGCCCUGCUUUCUCACUGUGUUUGAGCUUUUUGACGCCAAACCUUUGUUGUUUUGGCUGAUCAAGAAAUUUGUGUUCAUUUGAGGUAGUUUUGUGUCCCUUCCUCUUUCUUCAUUGAUUUUGUAGACUCUCAUCGUUAAUCUGUGUAAUUGCGGUGGUUUCUUACGCCUGCAGUUGUUCUUCUCGUUAUUUUGAAGUGGUUUCCGGAAAUUUCCGUCGUGGUUGUGGGUGAAUUUCGCUUUGAGUCGUGGUUUUCAGUUGAUUUUACAUUUCCGGCAUGGUUUGACUUUGAGGGAACCUGUUCCAUUUUCAUUGCUUCUUAGGCCUUUCAUGGUUUCUUUCUUUGCUAUUUGAGGGGCUGUUUUUUCAUGGCUUCUUUCUUUGCUAUUUGAGGGGCUGUUUUCAAACAUUCAAUUUUUUUGCCAUGGCAUGGUUUCUGAAUAUUUUCAGCUUAUUAACUACUGGUAUUAUAGCAUGCUCAUUGUUGAGGUGGUUUUCAGUUUCAGUAAUUUCUGCCUUUUUCAUUGUUUGUAGCUGCGUUCUACUCUCAUAUUAGUUGUUUUUUGGGGAAUCUUUCCCUGUCUGUAAGUUUUUGUUGUAGUUUUUUCACCUUCAGUGGCGCUGUAGCCUUUUGAUUGUUAAAAUUUUUGUUGUUUUGAUGGGAUUUUAUUGUUAAAUUUGUGCUUGUGUAUUGUGCUUACUUUUGUGGGUGUUUUGUCAUUUCCCCUUCAUGAUUUGAGUGAACCUUGACCUUCUUUAUUUUAGCUUUACAUCAUGUAAGAUGAAUUAUAUUGACUUUUUCUCCAGUGGGCUAUUUCAUUUGCUGGAACUUACUCUUUCUUCACUUGUACUCACUGGUUUUGAGCAUAUGUGCCAGUGUUUUCAAUUUUCCUGCAAACAUCCAUUUUCUUUAUGAAGUUUUAGGUUUUGAUGGUUACGUCAUUUUGUCCUGGUUUGUGUUUCAUUUUCCAAUGAGAUCUAGCUUCAUCAGUUGUAGUUGAACUUGGGACAUACUGUUGCGGUUGUAAUUUAAUAUCUCUUAAGUAUUCUAAUUUACUCUUUCAUGAUUAAAUUCCUUCUUUAUGAGAUUUUUGUCAAACCAAUUCGUCCCAUGUUUUUGGUAAUUUAAGCUUUUUUAUUGCAUUUUUUUGGUAGUAAAUUAUCAUAUAUCUGCUGAUGUGGAUACUCAGACUGAUAGUCUUGCUUUGCAUUCUUGAGCAAAUGAUUCUAGGUUUUAUUGUGACUCAAAUAAUAGGAACAAUAAACUGGAGAAUCAGUUAAAAAGCAGUGUUUGAAAACUCAGGCGACUCCACCCAUGAAAACUCAGGUGAGUCCACCCAAACUUGUGCAAGUCACCCAGGCUGCCAAGUCGGGAACCAUAUAGAUGGGAAGCAACUAAGUUUGGCAGGUUCCCAUUAUUUAUUUUUUUGGGCAGACUCGGCCGGGUCUCUGACAGAUGCUGUCAUGUCUGUGAGACACAACUCAGUCUUAGGACUUCCAGGUUCUGAUCCAAGUUUGUGUUUUCUAAGAUUGGUUAUAAGAAUACCCUUGAUUGCUGAGACCUUUCAUUAGCCUCUUCUUUACAGAAAUUUUAUUCAUUCACUUUUCAUAACUAUGUUGCAGAAUGGGUAUAAUUUUCCAAAUUUAUCUGUAGUUAUAUGCUGUCCGGUGCUUCUAUAAAAUAUUAUUUGGUUUCAGUUAUUGAUCCAUCAGAGCUGGAGUAUGUUGUUAGCUGAGACUUGUGAGCUUGUUCAAUGAAAAACUCCUAUGAAUCACAACCAAAAGGCUGGAACUUUCUAUGGGAAUAUGGAAUUUGCAUGUUUAAGAUGAAAAGCUUGCGUUUAGUUGGAAUACUCUGCGUACUUAUGGUGUUAGUCAUAUCUAUAACCAUGAAAGAACAACAUGCACACACAGAGAUGGAUCAGAAAUCACAUCCCUUUGACUCAAUGAAGGAUUUGGAAACUUCAUUUAAGGAUUCUCAUGAGGGUUUUCCUCGGAAAAAGGAUUCUUUACCACAAGGUAUAGUGCAAGCGACUUCUAAUAUGGAGCUGAAACCUCUUUGGAUGAUGAAAUCCUUGAAAGUUAAGGGUUACAAUCAGAAACAUAGAAACCUAUUGGCUAUACCUGUUAGCAUCAGGCAGAAGGAAAAUGUGGAUUCUAUUGUUCAGAAGUUUCUCUCAGAGAAUUUCAUGAUUCUGCUCUUCCAUUAUGAUGGCAUUAUUGAUGAAUGGCAUGAUCUCGAGUGGAGUCAGAAGGCAAUUCAUAUAAGUGCGCGCAAUCACACAACAUGGGGGUUUGCAAAGCGUUUUCUACACCCCGAUGUUAUUUCAACUUAUGAUUACAUUUUUAUAUGGGAUAAGGAUCUGAUAGCAGAUAAUUUUCAUCCUGGAAGGUACUUGAAGAUAAUGAAAUCAAAAGGGCUAGAAAUUUCUCAGCCAACUCUGGAUCCAAGCACAUCCAAAUUUCAUGAUCAAAGAACCAUCCAAAUUAUGCCUGGGAUGGUUCACAGAUGGGUGGAAGGGAUAGCUCUUGUAUUUUCAAGGGCAGCAUGGCAUUGUGCUUGGCAUGGCAUUCAGAAUGAUCUCGCUCAUGGGCAGAUAAGAGAUAAGAUAUUUGGUCAUUGUGCUCAGAAAAUCUCUUGAGAAAUAAAUCUACUGCUGUUGCUCCUGCUGAGCGGCCCUUUAUAAGAUGGAGAACAGUGACCUGUUAUAUUGUAUUGGUCGUGACCAAAGGAAAUGUUUGAUCAUGAGGGUCUUCACCAUCAAAUCUAUAGGUUAUGGAAUGAUGGAAAGAGAGUAGGACCCAGCAAAACAUCACCUGACUCCCAUCGUGGGUCCCCCUGUCUCCAUCGUGAUUCCAUGCUCCAUCAUGAUAAUCCUCAUGACCAGAAAUUGAUGGCACGCGGCCAUAAGGAUUAAACUAUACUUUCCCAUAAGGUGGUGUUAUAACUGUGGUUCUCAUCUUGAAGUUUGUUGAUGUUAUGUUUUGAAAUGUGUCCUAAGAAUCAGUUUCGGUUACACUAAAGCAUGCAAGGAGAUCAAUCUUAGACCUUGAACAAUUGAAGCGUCAUGCUAGUGAAGACAAGAAUUGGCUGCGUCUCUCUCUCUCUCCACAAUUUUUUCAAACAAAGAAAAGAACACUCCUCUGCCAUUUGCGCAUUCUUUGGACUGCAAUAUUGGUGCAUAAACAAUGCCUAUUCAAAAUUGACCAGCUAUUCUACUAUUGGCUCGAUGGCACUCGCAUGGAUUGCAUGUUGAGUUAACAAGGUCGUUUACACGCGCAAGACUUGUUCUAGAUAUGAAUUUUUUUUUGUUACAAUGUUCUUGUUUGAUGUACUUUGGUGUAAAUAUCUGACUUUUUUUGUUAGAGUCUUUGUUUAAUGUAGUUUUUAGAGUUGCAUGGAAAAUUGGGAAUAACAUUACUUAAAAGUCAGUAAAGAAACCAACAACAAGGGUUAUAUAA
Messenger RNA from Amborella trichopoda, 4005 nucleotides. The record is from RefSeq and is a predicted model, not a curated record. Lineage: Eukaryota; Viridiplantae; Streptophyta; Magnoliopsida; Amborellales; Amborellaceae.